CUAUGAAAGCUAUGGGUUUAUUUGACUUUCUGGAUGGAAUUCCAGAUGAUUAUGUACCAAAAUAAAGGAUGACAGCAGAAGAAACUGAAGAAGCCUUCACAUAUCUCAAAAAUCAUCCUCUUUUUAUAGAUCAUAUUCCAGAAGAUAUUGAAAACUACCCUGAAUUAUUAGCAUUGUAAAAUCUUCAAUAUGAUGAUACACCUGUUAAUAUAGCAGCUGCUUUACUCAAAAAUGCCAAUGAAAUCAUGAAAAAAGAUGGAGAUAAGAAAUACUUUUAAAUUAAAGCUUAUGAAAUUUAUACUGAUGCAAUUGAAUAAGAUUGUGGUGAUAAAGAACUUAUGGCUAAAUUAUUUAGUAAUCGAGCCUUGAUUUCUUACAAAUAAAGUAAUCGAUAAAAUGAUUUGAAUAGAGAACUAUAAAUGUGCAAUAUAGGAUUGUAAAUGGGCGAUUGAAAAUGAUCCCAAAUUUAUUAAACCUUAUUUUAGAUGUGCUUAAUGUUUAUAUCAAAUAAUGCAUUUUAAUGAAGCCUUAAAAUUUUGUAAUCUGGCACUCGAAAUAUCUAAGGAAAAAGAAAUUGAAGAAUUAAGAAAAAUAAUCCUUUAAUAAAUCGAAAAAUAACAAAUGAAAAAUGAAGAAGAAAAAUAAUUAUAACAAUUAUAUACUAUUUGUAAUUAAAAAGGAAUAAGAAUGGGUCCAUCAAAAAUUACCUUGCCUCCUGAAUAUCAAGUAUAAGCAUUUAAAUAAAUUUAGCCACAAAAAAUAUCAUUAGAAUAAGUUAAUCCUCCAAUAUUAACAAUUCCAAUUUUAGUAACAUAUCCUGAAUUUAGACAGAGAGAUUUUAUAUAGUAUUGCUCAGAGUAAACAAAAUUAUACUAAAUAUUGGCACCAUUAUUUUAAACUCCUUUGCCUUGGGAUUAGGAUUAAUAAUACAAUUUGAACAAUAUUGAAUGCUAUAUUGAAUUAGAUGAUGGCAAUUAUGCUAAAUUAAACAUAAAAGCUAAAAUUCUAUCUAUAAUGUAAGGAUACAAAGUAACAGUGAAAGAAUUCAUUGAAAUUCUUGUGGUUUGUCCUAAUACAAAUUAUUACAAGAAAUAAUUCAGAUCAGAAUAUCAUGUUUUAAAUGACCAAUGA
This is a messenger RNA of Paramecium sonneborni, 1131 nucleotides long. Lineage: Eukaryota; Ciliophora; Oligohymenophorea; Peniculida; Parameciidae. The record is from the annotation of a GenBank genome assembly.